AUGACCAGCUCUGAAAAUCUCCGCGUCGCCGCUGGCAUUUCUCUUCCUGUCGAUGUCGACAAGGACAACCCGGCCUCGUUUCUCUCAGUUCCGGAUUCCGACGAGCUUGUCACCCUCAAAUCUGGCGGAGAAUGCUUCACCUUUAGCAAGCCCGAGCUGGUCAAAGACUCGGAAUACUUCAGAGCAUGCCUCAGCAAUCCUGCCUUCAUUGAGAGCAGAACUUCCACCAUCGAAUUUUACGAUAUCGUGCCAGAGGUUCUCGAAGGCUACCUCCACAUCGUUAAUGCUACGGCUACUGGCAAACCCAUCGAAACAGCGUUCAUCUUGGCUAGCAGCGAAAAGCCUAGUGAAGCUUCAGCUGGUCUCAUCUUCAUGAUCAAGGUUUACAGAUUGUGCGACCGAUUCUUGAACCAAGUCAUCAUUAAUGAACUGGGCCAGUUCAUUGUGAAGUACAUCCAGGAAGUUAUGAUUGCCAAGGUGGACAGGUCGACCCCGGAGGGAGUCAAAUGGCUGGUGAACACAUACAAGAACGCCUAUAAUGCCUUGGAUUCGAGCAACACCGAUCAGGCAAGUCUCCAAUUCCGGAUUGCAGACACCUGCGGUCGUACAAUUGCCUUGGAUGAAAUCUACGACGUUGCCGACACCUCCUCCCAGAGCAAAGAUUUCGUCAAGGCCGUGCUCUCGGCCUCAUCCCGACGCACCGUUAAACUGUCGCACAAGGUGUGUGCUCUCCAGAAGGAUAAGAAAAUCCUCAAAAAGAAGCGGGUCGACCUCAAAAGAAAGAAUAAAGCACAGGCUUGGGACAUUUUAGAGCUUCUGUUGACAAUGCGCAAUUACGCAGCAGCAUUAAACCACAUCCGCAAAAUCUCUCCUAUUAUCGAGCCUGACUCUGACUCUGACGAGGAAGAUGACGAAGAUGACGAAGAUGGCGAUGAUGGCAUGAAUGAAGAUGAAGCUCAUCACUCGGAUAUUGACUGA
Colletotrichum orchidophilum is the source of this 978-nucleotide messenger RNA. RefSeq lists its product as uncharacterized. Bases 1 to 978 code for a protein of 325 amino acids. The record is from RefSeq and is a predicted model, not a curated record. NCBI's taxonomy places the organism in Eukaryota, Fungi, Ascomycota, Sordariomycetes, Glomerellales, Glomerellaceae. The transcript has 2 exons.